AUGAACGCAAGCGUCGCUUUAGGGAAUGGGCUCAUAAGCCUGUGCCCAGACCAUGAUUUUAGCAUCAUACAAACAAAAACGUGUUACGAUUUCUCCGUCUAUGAAGACGAGCUGGUCCAUCCAAUCGGCCGUGACGACUGGCAGCAUUAUUAUCAACCGGGUAGCUACAACAAGAGGGCUUUCGCACACCGCGUCUGGGGUACAACACUACCGAAAAUGGAAGACACCCAACACAGCGUGUACGCCGAUAUAGCGCGGACAUUUUGCCCUUGGGUGCAUUCUAUUACAACGAAUAGUUAU
Molecule: messenger RNA, 300 nt
Organism: Iphiclides podalirius (scarce swallowtail)
Lineage: Eukaryota; Metazoa; Arthropoda; Insecta; Lepidoptera; Papilionidae
Source: the annotation of a GenBank genome assembly